Molecule: messenger RNA, 491 nt
Organism: Aphanomyces astaci
Lineage: Eukaryota; Oomycota; Saprolegniomycetes; Saprolegniales; Verrucalvaceae
Exons: 1
Coding region: 62-436 (124 amino acids)
Source: RefSeq, a predicted model, not a curated record
GUCGCAAGCACAGGUGGAACGCCCAUCAUCCCCAUUCUCCAAGUAGCCGCCUCCAACAGAUAUGGCCACGUCCAAGCUGACGUCGUACCAACCGUUCACGUACACGGUGAACGAGAAGCACUCUCCCCAACAACGAUCGUCGCUCAUGUGGGUCAAACGAGCGGUGACGUCGUACCGCUAUCGGUGCAGAUCCGUGGAACAGCCGCCCCAUUCAGCACCAUCACCUUCGAACUCCACGUCGUCGUUGUCGAGCCCGCGCCAAGUCGAAGUCCGUGAAGCAGAAGCGGAAGAUCACCAAGCAUCCGCGGAUCAACAAGGAGUCCAAGAGUUUGAAGCUGAAGAGGCCGUUGAGUCCUCCCUCAUCGAAAUCUCCGUCACCGAAGAAGACGCGUCGGUGGAAAUCGCGCGGCCGUGGCCCACAGUUCCUGCAGCAUGAACGCCGCAUUAUCCUAUUUAUCACCAAACCUAAUCGACCCACCCAGUCACCAUCG